GCUGUCCAGAAACGGAUUCCACAGGCUUGGGAUGUGGUGUUUGUGCAAAGGACGAUGGUCAGAUAGCCCACGAUUCAAUCUCCCGGUCGCUGAAAGCUAGGGACGGCACGUCUCUAGCGAGGCAAAAAAAACAAAUUUGCAAUCGAUCCUACUCCUCAGCAGUAUUCUCCUCGAAGCGUGAUGGGGUCGAUUCAAUGCAGAUGCUAGUAACCCUGGACAGAAGUCCCAUUGUGACGCCUCCGUCCCCAAGGUGCCUGCUUGCGUUUCGUGCGGCUCAAUAG
Messenger RNA from Acaulospora colombiana, 281 nucleotides. The record is from the annotation of a GenBank genome assembly. Lineage: Eukaryota; Fungi; Glomeromycota; Glomeromycetes; Diversisporales; Acaulosporaceae.